Molecule: messenger RNA, 2085 nt
Organism: Chiroxiphia lanceolata (lance-tailed manakin)
Lineage: Eukaryota; Metazoa; Chordata; Aves; Passeriformes; Pipridae
Gene: SH2D5
Product: SH2 domain containing 5
Exons: 10
Coding region: 728-1957 (409 amino acids)
Cellular component (GO): postsynaptic density
Source: RefSeq, a predicted model, not a curated record
CGUGGGUGCUUUGCAGUGAGGUCGGAGCCAUCCCUCUUUAUUUUUUUCUGGCAAAAGCAGGCAGCAGUGGGCAAAACUCCCCAAGGAAUGUAGAAAUUGGGGUGAAAAGGGUCUGAGCAUCAGGACAGGGGGUGGCGAGCGAGCGAGCGACCACGUGUGUGCGUGUCAGGGUUAGAAAUCGCUGCUCCGCCGGGCACGCUGGAGGAGAGGGGGAAAGGGAGAGAGAAAAUCAGCCGCAGCCGCGUUUUCCAAAAAGCCGGAGCGAGCGUUCCUGCUCGCCGUCGCUUCCAAGAAACGGAGAGAACCGGGGAGGAAAAUUGCGGUGAUUCAUCGCGGGCAGAUCGGAGGCAGGAAAUGGGAGUUCGCUGCCUGCCCCGUGCCCGGCGUGGGCUCCGUGGGCUCGGGCUCGCCGGGGCCUGGCUGGUGGCGCGGGCCUGACGCCAACGGGUCGAGCAUCCCUGCGCCACGGCGGGAGCUGCCGGAGGAGCCACCGGCAAAGGGAAAACAACCAGCGGAGGCCGGGACCCGCAGCACCGGGAAUUUUUCACCUGCGUUUCUCCGGAGCCAUCCAAGCGAGAGCUGCCCGGACGGUGACCAGGGACCACAUCCAGGCUCCCACCGAGUGCUCCAGCAUCACCGCCCCGGGGGGCUCCGGAUAAUUCACAUGUGGCACCGGAGCUGCUUAACCCCAUCCUGAUCCAGCCUUCACCCCCAAAAUCCCACUGCCAUGAAGAAGAAGCCGUCCAACGGGCGGGGGCCUGACCCUGCGGCCCCCCAACAGCGAGCCCGAGGUGUCACCAAGCCAGCAGAGUACGUGGGUUCCUUCGUGGUGGAGGAGCUGGACCUGCAGCAGCGGGGGGGGCGGCUGGAGGAGCAGCUGCGGACACUGAAGGACUGUCCCAGGAGGAGGUUGGUGGUGCUGAGGUUCAGUUUGCAGGGUUUGAAGGUCUACGGCGCUGACGGGGAGACCCUGCUGAUGGCCCACGCUCUCCGCCGGAUCCUGUACAGCACGUGCUGCCUCGCCGACCGCCAGUUCGCCUUCGUGGCCCGCAACCCCCACAGCCCCCCCAGCACCCUCUUCUGCCACCUCUUCGUGGGGCUCCCGGGAGAGGUCCAGACCCUGCACCUCCUGCUCUGCCGCUGCUUCCAGCUCUGCCACCUCCUGGCGCACCCCGAGGAGCAGGCGGGCGAGGGGGAGCCCCCGGGGCCGGGGGUGCUGCGGGAGCCCCUCAACCCCGACGAGGUGUCUCGCAACGUCAACGCUCUGGUGUCGUUCCGGCGCCUGCCCGCGCCCGCCGGCCUCGGCUCGCUGGGCACAGGGGACCGGCGGCCGGAGGCAGAGGGUAGAGCCGGCUCCUGGCGCCCGGGGAACCCCUACUGCUCCCCGGUGCUGGUGCGCAAGAAAGCCAUUCGCAGCAAAGUGCUGCGCUCGGGGGCCUACCGGGACUGCGGGGCCGAGGGGCAGCUCCACCAGCCGCCCCGCGACGCCGCGGCGGCGGGAUGGGAGAGCAAAGGCGCGCGGAGCUUGGCCCUCCUGCCCGAGAACGAGAGCGUCCUCGCCGAGAGCGUGUGGGCCUUCGCCGGCAUCGCCAGGGACGCGGGGGUCGCGCUGCUGCGGUGGGACGUGCCCGGAGCGUUCCUGCUGCGCCCCGAGCCCGGGCUGCCCAAGCGCUGGUGCCUGUGGGUGCGGGCGCCCUGCGGCGUCGUGUCCUAUGGCCUCCUCAGGACACACCAGGGAAGGUUCUGCGUGGAGCACUCCAACGCCGAGUUCGCCAGCGUGGCCGCCCUCCUGGCCCACUACUCGGGGGCGCCGGGGGGCUGCUUCUGCCGCCUGGCCCCCGGCCACCGCAACCCCGGCUACGAGGAGCGGGACCCCGGCGGCGGGGCCGGCGCCUGCGGGGGGGAGUCCGCCUGGGCCCCCUCUGCCCCCAUCGGAGUGCAGCACGAGCGGGGGUAGGCCCGGCCCCCCCUCCCCGUGCACGGCUGCCCCCCGGCCCCCUCGAGCUUUAACUGGCUGCCAUCUGCCUUAUCCAUCCCUCCCUCCCGCGGGCUGCGCGCGCUGUCCGGCAAUAAACGGCUCCUGUG